Molecule: messenger RNA, 1946 nt
Organism: Calliphora vicina (urban bluebottle blowfly)
Lineage: Eukaryota; Metazoa; Arthropoda; Insecta; Diptera; Calliphoridae
Exons: 5
Coding region: 34-1458 (474 amino acids)
Source: RefSeq, a predicted model, not a curated record
AGAAAAAAGUCUAAAAUUAACAAAAAAUUAGACAUGAUGUCUUCAACAUUAAGUAAAAUCCAUGUGACCAACUCUACGGGCGUUUCAUUAAAUGAACGCUUUACGGCCAUAUCGACACAACCAAAAGUGGUAACCAAUAUUGGUACCGCACGUCGCAGCCGUAGUCGCAGUGUACAACGUCAAGUACCCGUGGCAGCAGUAGCCGUAGAUAAUGUAAAUUCUCGUGCCAAUCAACGUUUAUUGGCUCAACUCCAGAGGAAACACAAAGUACAGGCUGCUUUAAAAUUGAAACGUAGAAGUAUGCGUACCGUCGGUGGAGGAUCUAAUGGUAAUGGAGGAGCUAACAACAGAAUACGACGUGGCACUGUUAAAGCAUUUCGCGUAGGAGUAAAUGGAAAACCUAUACGCACUAAUAGCCUGACUCGUGUUGCAACCAUGAAAGCUGACCGAGAAUCAAUAAACAAUCACAGCAGACCCUUGCGUCGUAACAAUUCAUCAAGCAACCUAGCCAAUCGUUUGGGACCAAGACGUCCCACUGUGGGUGGUGCUGCUCAACGUGUGGCCAAAAGAAAUAUUGAUCGUCAACGUCGCGGCAAUGGCAGUAACAUCAGCGGUCGCGGCAGAUCUGCUGGCCUUAAUAAUCGUGGCCGCUCACGUAGUCGUUCUCGUACACGCACCCUGUCAGAUAACGGACCCAACCGUUCACGCACACGCAACAAUAACGACAAUCAACUUAACGGUCGUAACCGUUCCAGAAAUCGUAAUCGCAAUGAUUUAGGCAAUUUGCAAUCGCCUAACAAUGCCCGUCGUGGUCGUUCGCGCAGUCGCAGUCGUGGACGUGUUGCUGGCAAUUCAAAUUUGCCAAUUAAAGCUCGUUUGGGUGUACGUCCUGGGGCGAUAUCAAAUCGCGCACCAAAUAAUAGACGUCGCACUGCUAGUCUAACCAGACGUGGUGUACAAACAGGUCGUGUGCAAAAGAGACGUAAUUCUACAAAUACUAAUGCGGCGGCUGGCAACGAUAACAAUGGACGUGGUCGCAUUCGAUCAAGAUCUGCCGCUCGCAAUGUUAAAAACGGCAACGUGCGUUCACGAUCACGUUCUCGCACACGCAAGGGUCAGGUAGGUCAGCAAAGGCAACAACAACAGGGUACAGGUCAAGUGAGACAGCAACGUAACAGCCGAGCUCCACGCGGACGCAUUCAACAACGACGUGGUAACAACAGCAACAAUGGUCAAAGAGGUACAAAUAACAAUGGUAAAGCUCAAACCCAACAACGACGUGGACGCAGUCGUAGUCGCACCGGACGUGGUGGCAAUAACGGCAGUGCCCGUAAUCAAGGAAAUAAAACAACGGCAACAACAUCCUCAGUCAACAAAGAUGAUUUGGACAAAGAGUUGGAUCAAUAUAUGGCCACAACGAAGACUGAAAAUGAGAUGGAUUUCCUGUUAAAAAAUUAAAGAAAUGAAGAAUAGAAAGAAAGAUGAUUUUGGUCACAAUUUUUUUACACUUUUGCUCCAACUCCCUCAAGCAAUUGAAGUUAUUGUUUUGAUAUUUAAAACCUAUGCUCUAUUAGUAUGGUUGACAUUUUUUUUAUAAAUGUUUAUUAGUAUAAUUAAUUUAGAUUUAAUAUCAAAAUAUUUGUAUUUAAAAUUAACUAUUUCUUUUCUUUUUCUAAAUAAGUAACUAAUUUAAGUCAUUUGUCAUUUAGUUGUUUUUUUUUAUAUUUUUAAUUUUUUCCUUUCACUACACAUACACCAUCUUUGUCUAUCUUUGUUGUACAUAUAUAUAUGAAACAAAUCAAAUCAAUUUUUUUUACUUUGUUUUUAACAAUAUAAUAAAGAAGAAUAAAUAUAUCAUUUAUUAAAUUGUGCUGUAUAUAUUUAACUUAAUGAGUAUGAAUAAAAUAAAAAAGAAAAAAACGUAUGUCUUAGUAAAAAAAUAAAAA